Messenger RNA from Acaromyces ingoldii, 375 nucleotides. RefSeq names its product putative translation initiation factor SUI1. Gene Ontology annotation, biological process: translational initiation. Gene Ontology annotation, molecular function: ribosomal small subunit binding; RNA binding; translation initiation factor activity. The transcript is spliced from 4 exons. Lineage: Eukaryota; Fungi; Basidiomycota; Exobasidiomycetes; Exobasidiales; Cryptobasidiaceae. Bases 1 to 375 code for a protein of 124 amino acids. The record is from RefSeq and is a predicted model, not a curated record. Gene Ontology annotation, cellular component: eukaryotic 43S preinitiation complex.
AUGAACAUUCAAAACCUUUCCAGCUACGACCCCUUCGCGGACACGGGCGAAGAGGAGCACCGUGCCGAUCAGAAGGCCGCCACCGAGGCUGAGAAGAAGCCAAAGCAGCAAUCUGCUCAAAACUACAUCCACAUCCGUAUUCAGCAGCGCAACGGCCGCAAGACGCUGACGACGCUUCAGGGCCUCCCCAAGGAGUAUGACCAGAAGAAGAUCUUGAAGGCGUUCAAGAAGGAGUUCGCAUGCAACGGCACCAUUGUUGAAGACGAGGAGCUCGGCCACGUCAUCCAGCUUCAGGGCGACCAAAGGCAGAAGAUCAGUGCCUUCUUGAUUGAGGAGGGCAUUAACAAGACCGACGUCAAGGUCCACGGUUUCUAA